AUGCGUCGAACAUCAUUUGAGACAGAGUCUGGAGACCACACACCUAGCCGCAAAUCCCGACGCAGGUCUGCCCCAACACCACGCUUCCAACGGUCGUAUGACCCGGAGGAACCGUUUGAUGAAACAUGCACCGAGCGGAGAAUUCAAUUUACUCCGCUGCGCCAAAUUCUAGAUACACGAACCCAGAGAAGAAUUAGGCGAAUCGGGUUGAGUGAUGAAAUCAAUAACAUUGAGCGUGAAAAACGGCAGACGCGCAACAUGGAAAGGACCAUGCAAGCUUUGCUUCAAGAGCGAGACUCCCUGAGAGAUGAACUCAGAGCUGUGAGGCAAAGUGGAAUGGGCUUUGAGGACCAAGUUUCAGUGGCUGAAUCCUAUUGGAUGACACCAAAUACACCCAGAUUUGGCGAGGAAAUUUCAGUGGUUUCUGAUCACAAUCUGGAUUACACCACCCCAUUUUCGAAUGGUGAUGGAGAGACUUUCGUGUUCAAUGAUAGUGCUAUCAUUGUCUCCAGCUCCCCUGAUUUCCGUGGAGCUCGAGGUCAUAAUCCACCCGUCACUGAUAGCUUGAUGUUAUCCGAUGAACCUCAAACGCCCACUCGCACCGCUCAAACGAAGAAUCCAGUCAACACAGAACAAUCUGAGAUCCAUUCCCUGACUCUUAACCUGGAAGCUGCCAGACAAGAAAAGAACGAAUUGUUCAAUGCAUGUCGAUCACGAAUCUCAGGGUUCAAUGACCCUACGAUCAGUAACAUUUUCCACCAGUCUUCUCCACCAUCGGAUUUCUUCAAGAAUCUUAUAGAAAUUUUGGAAAAUGCUCUCUCUCGUGCUUCUGAUGCUGCCGAGGCUCUUGAAGGAGUUGCACAACAAUGCUCCGGUCUAGGUUUCUCCGGGGACGGUAUUGACGAUGUCAUAUCGGACAUGCGGAGCCACUUCCGCUUAGCUCGUCUUGAGCUUGAGCGUGCACUGCCUGGUGAGACUGCCAACGUCAGCCUUGAGAACGGUAAGGCAACCUUGGGUGCGCUGGUACAGCGUGUUCAGUCACUUGCAAAAGAUCUGGGGACGGAGCGCCACUACCAUCACGGUUCUCUCGGGCGAGAAAAAGCUCUUCAAGGGCAGUUUGAUGAUUUAUUGCAUCGAUAUGAGACAGCUAUAAGCAAAAUCGACAGACUCGAGGAUUCAAUCGCAUCUUCCGCGGGAGAUACGCUCCAAGCAAGAAUACGAAUCCAAGACCUCGAGCGCGAAGUCCAAGAACAGGCUGUUGGGAUUGACAGAUUAAGCACGGCUCUCGACAAGUACCAAUAUGAGAUGAAGAAUCUCGAAAAUCUCGUCGAAAAUCUUGAAAAGCAGAACACAGCUAUAAAGGAGGACUACAGCCACCAGAUUUCUAAACUUAAGAAAGAAGUGGCCCAUGAACGCUCAAGGCGCUGUUCGGCUGAGGCUACUGCUACCAAGUCUGGGUCUCGCAUCCGAGAGUUGGAGAAAACCGUUGAGCACAACCGAAUUCGGGCUUGCGACUUGAUGGCUCAAGUGGAGCUUCUUGAGAAGGAAUAUCAAAGGGCCGUGGAGACCCUUGACCAAAACACCAGUGAACUUCAAACGCACGAAGUAGAGACUGGGACUCUCAAUAUUCGCAUUUCAGACCUCACCACAUCACUGCAUGGCGCCAAAUGUGAAAUGCGGCGUCUUCAAAAUGUCAAUGCAGGCCUUGAAGAACAGCUUCAGCUAGAAUUAGAAGCUCGAAAUGAGCUUCUGGAUAAGUGGGCAGCUGAUCAGGUGCGAUCGUUCACCCACAUGAAGGAGACUAUCGACUCGGAACGUCGCAGAGCCAAAGUUCGUGCGGCUAAUUGGGGGUUAAAAUCAGACGAUCUCAUGUCAGAUAACACUACCUUGGGCAUUGGGAGUGAACCCAUUACUCCCGUUAGCGCUCGAUAUGUUGAUGUCGAAGUCGGCCGUGGCAAAGACCGGCAGCGUCUGAAUAGUGUCGAGAUAUCAGCCGAAAUUUCGCAUGUCGGCAGCGGUAUCGGAUGCGAUCUACAUCUUCCCGCAUCAGAUUUGCCUUGA
Molecule: messenger RNA, 2061 nt
Organism: Penicillium digitatum Pd1
Lineage: Eukaryota; Fungi; Ascomycota; Eurotiomycetes; Eurotiales; Aspergillaceae
Cellular component (GO): cytoskeleton
Source: RefSeq, a predicted model, not a curated record